Molecule: messenger RNA, 2873 nt
Organism: Heterocephalus glaber (naked mole-rat)
Lineage: Eukaryota; Metazoa; Chordata; Mammalia; Rodentia; Bathyergidae
Product: calcium-activated chloride channel regulator 4
Biological process (GO): chloride transport
Cellular component (GO): plasma membrane
Molecular function (GO): intracellularly calcium-gated chloride channel activity
Source: RefSeq, a predicted model, not a curated record
AUGGGGUUAUUCAGAGCCCUUGCUUCCCUCUUAGUCCUAUGCCUGCUGCAGGGCUCCAACGCUUCCCUAGUGCAGCUGAAUGGCAAUGGCUAUGAAGACAUCAUUAUUGCUAUAGACCCUGCUGUUCCAGAAGAUGGAGAGAUAAUUGAACAAAUAAAGGCAAUGGUAACCACAGCAUCUACUUACCUGUUUGAAGCCACGGAAAAAAGAUUUUUUUUCAAAAAUGUGUCUAUAUUGAUUCCUGAGUCUUGGGAGGGAAAUCCUCAAUACAGGAGGCCAAAACAUGAGAGCUACAAACACGCUGAUGUUGUAGUUGCACCACCCACCCUUCCAGGCAGAGAUGAACCUUACACCAGGCAGUUCACAGAAUGCGGAGAAAGAGCAGAAUACAUUCAUUUCACUCCUGACUUCAUUCUGGGCAAAAAACAAAAUGAAUAUGGACCAUCAGGGAGGCUGCUUGUCCACGAGUGGACCCAUCUCCGCUGGGGAGUGUUUGAUGAAUACAAUGAAGAUGAGCCUUUCUACAUCGGCAAGUCAAAGAAAAUUGAAGCCACAAGGUGUUCCACAGGUAUCUCUGGGACAAACAGUGUUUAUACCUGUCAAGGAGGUAGCUGUGUGACUAGAAGAUGCAGAAUAGAUUCUGCCACAAAAUUGUAUGAAAAAGAUUGUCAGUUCUUCCCUGAUAAAGUUCAAACAGAAAAGGCUUCCAUAAUGUUUAUGCAAAGUAUUGAUUCUGUUGCUAAAUUCUGCAAUGAGAAAAACCAUAACCAAGAAGCUCCAAGUCUACAAAACCUGAAGUGCAAUUACAGAAGUACAUGGGAAGUGAUCAGUGAGUCUGAGGAUUUUAACAGAGCUAUGCCUAUGACAGGAUUACCCUCUCCACCUGCCUUCUCCUUGCUGAGGAUCAAUGAGAGAAUUGUGUGUCUAGUGCUUGAUAAAUCUGGAAGCAUGAGUCUUGAAAACCGCCUGAAUCGAAUGAAUCAAGCAGCAAAACAUUUCCUGCUGCAGACUGUGGAAAACGGUUCCUGGGUAGGAAUGGUUCAAUUUGAUAGUACUGCAAACAUUAACAGUGAGUUAAUACAAAUAAGAAGCAACAGCGAAAGAGACACCCUCGUGAAGAGCUUGCCUACACAAGCUAUUGGAGGAACUUCCAUCUGCACUGGAAUUAAAACUGCAUUUCAGGUGAUUAGAAACAAAGACUUCCAAUUAGAUGGGUCUGAAAUAGUGCUGCUGACUGAUGGGGAAGACAGUACAGCAAGCACCUGUAUUAAUGAAGUGAAAGAAAGCGGGGCCAUCAUUCAUUUCAUUGCUCUGGGACCACAAGCUGAUCAAGCAGUAAUACAGAUGAGCAAUGUAACAGGAGGAAAUCAUUUUUAUGCUUCAGAUAAUGCUGAGAACAAUGGACUCAUUGAUGCUUUUGCAGCCCUUACAUCAGAAAAUGCUGAUCCCAGUCAGAAGUCGAUUCAGCUUGAAAGUAGAGGAUUAAAACUGAACGAUAAUGCCUGGAUGAAUGACACCGUGGUAAUUGAUAGCACUGUGGGAAAGGACACGUUCUUUCUCAUCACCUGGAUGGUGCAGCCUCCCAGUAUCUCUCUCUGGGAUCCCAGUGGAACACUGACAGCAGGUUUCGCUCUGGACUCUGCUUCCAGAAUGGCCUAUCUCAGUAUCCCAGGAAAUGCACAGGUGGGCACUUGGACUUACAGCCUUCAAGCCAAAGCGAACUCAGAAAUACUCACUAUUACAAUAACUUCUCGGGCAGCAAAUUCUGCUGUGCUUCCUAUCACAGUGAAUGCGAAAAUGAAUAAAGAUACAAACAGCUUCCCCAGCCCCAUGAUUGUUUAUGCAGAAGUUCAACAAGGGUUUGUACCCAUUCUUGGAGCCAGUGUGACUGCUGUCAUUGAAUCAAACAGUGGAAACACUGAAGUUCUGGAACUUUUGGACAACGGUGCAGGUGCUGAUGCAUUCAAAGAGGAUGGGGUCUACUCCAGGUACUUUACAGGUUAUUCAGAAAAUGGCAGAUACAGCUUAAAAGUCCAGGCUCAUGGAGGAACAAACACUGCCGGGCAAAGCUUACAGCAUCCACUGAGUAGAGCCGCUUAUAUACCAGGAUGGGUGGUGAAUGGGAAAAUUGAAGGAAACCCACCAAGACCUGAAGCUGAUGAGAAUACUCAGACAAUUUUGGAGAAUUUCAGCAGAACAGCAUCUGGAGGUGCAUUUGUGGUAUCAGAAUUUCCAAGUACUCCCUUCACUGACCCGUACCCACCAAGUCAAAUCACAGACCUGGAUGCCACAUCUGAAGGAGAAGAGAUCACUCUAACAUGGACAGCACCAGGAGAGAAUUUUGAUGUUGGAAAAGUUCAACGAUAUAUCAUAAGGAUAAGUGGAAAUAUGAUUGACCUAAGAGAUAAUUUUGAAGAUGCUCUUCAAGUUAACACUACUGACCUGUUACCAAAGGAGGCCAACUCCAAGGAAGCCUUUACAUUUAAACCAGGAAAUAUCCCAGAGGAAAAUGCAACCCACAUAUUCAUUGCCAUUCAAAGCGUAGACCAAAGCAAUUUGACAUCAGAAGUGUCCAACAUUGCACAAGUGGCUUUGUUUAUUCCUCAAGCAGAUCCUAGUCCUGAUGAAAAUUAUUACUCUGGAGUUAAUGUUUUUGCUGUGGUGUUGUCAGUAGUACUGUCUAUUGUAGUUGUAAGUAUUAUCUUAAGUACCAUUAUUUGUGUCAUAAAAAAGAAAAAAUCUUCAAGCAGACUUGGAACAAAGUUUUAAAGAGCCAAAUAACACAAGUAAAAGAUAUUUUAAAUUCAUCCAGUGAGCUCGUGAAUUAUAAAUAAUAUUAAGAGGGCUAGAAAAGAUAUUUUGGUAUAAAUAAG